This is a messenger RNA of Linum trigynum, 2250 nucleotides long. The record is from the annotation of a GenBank genome assembly. Lineage: Eukaryota; Viridiplantae; Streptophyta; Magnoliopsida; Malpighiales; Linaceae.
AUGCCAGUAAAGGGCGAACACGCCGCCCCUUUACUGCGUGUUCCGCCCUCCCCAAUCGACGACGACGAUCCCACCUCCAACGACGACGACGAUGAUGCUAUGGCCCCUCCUCGCCAUAGAUGCACUAACAAAAACAACGCCAACAUUAAAUCGUUGUUCUUCUUAUUCAUCAUAUUCCUUAACGUUGUCGCCUCUCGUGGUCUCACCGACACCGAGAACCUCCUCAAGUUCAAGGCCUCCCUAGUCGACGCCAGAGCACUCGCCAAUUGGGCCGACGACGGCGGACAGGUUUGCGACGGGGACAGGGCCAAUUGGAUUGGCGUGCUCUGCGACGAAGGCCUGGUGUGGGGCCUGCAGCUGGAGACUAUGGGACUGAAGGGUAAAAUCGACGUGGACAGCCUGGCCGAGCUCGAGGAGCUGAAGACAUUGAGCCUCAUCAACAACGAGUUCGACGGGCCCCUGCCGGAGUUCAGGAAGCUUGUCGGGUUGAGGUCGCUGUACUUGUCGAACAACCAAUUCUCCGGCGAGAUUCCUGGGGAUGCUUUUGAAGGGAUGGGGAAGCUGAAGAAAUUGUACCUGUCGGGGAACAGGUUUACAGGGGAGAUCCCUUCUUCGUUGGCUGGAUUAUCCAAGCUGACCACUUUGAAGCUCGAACAGAAUCAAUUUACAGGGAGAUUGCCGAAAUUCACCGCCAAAUUCGAGGCUUUUAAUGCGUCGGACAAUCGAUUGGAAGGUCCCAUUCCUGCUAGUCUCGCCAACAUUGAUCCCUCUGCGUUUUCUGGGAACAAAGGCUUGUGUGGAAAGCCACUAGAGGAAUGCACCGCCGCUCAAUCCUCAUCCUCCCCUGCCUCUGCCCCAACGGCAUCUGCCGCCGGCGGUGCCACCACAACCUCCAAAUCAACCGUUCAACCAACCCCGACGGACGACGACGACCCGACCGAUCCCACCGCCGGCCCCUGGAAACCCUCGACGGCGAGCAUCGUGAUCGUCGCCAUCGUCGUCGGGGUGGCCGUAUGCGGGAUCCUCGCUGCAGCAUUCAUCCUCACGCGCCGCCGAAACCAGUCCCCGGAGUCGAUCGAGGCCGGCCCACCGGGGACUGCACCGCCACCGACGACCAUCCAGCACAAGCAAGAGGCGACGCCGGAGAGCCACUCGGCGGCAGGGGGAGGCAGGGGAGGGGGCAGGGGAGGAGGGAAGAAAUUGGGGGCAGAGGCGGCGGCGGUGAAGCUGUCGUUCGUGAGGGAGGACAGGGGGAAGUUCGAGCUGACCGACCUGCUGAAGGCGUCGGCGGAGAUACUGGGAGCUGGGUGCUUCGGGUCGUCGUACAAGGCGGCGCUGGCGCCGGGGCAGGUGAUGGUGGUGAAGAGGUUCAAGCAGAUGAAUAAUGUCGGGAGGGAGGAGUUCCACGAGCACAUGCGGCGGCUGGGGAGGUUGAGGCACACCAAUUUGCUGCCGCUGGUGGCUUACUAUUAUCGGAAAGAGGAGAAGUUGCUGGUUCAUGACUUUGUUCCCUAUGGGAGCUUGGCUGUCCAUCUCCAUGGGCACCAAGCCCUAGGGCAGCCAAGCCUGGAGUGGGAGAACAGGCUCAAGAUCAUCAAGGGAGUGGCAAGAGGACUAUCCUAUCUGCACAAGGAGCUACCAACCCUGAUCGCCGCCCACGGCCACCUGAAAUCCAACAACGUCCUCCUCGACGAGAACUUCGAGCCUUGCCUCACCGACUACGCCCUAAUCCCGGUCAUCAACCAGGAGAGCGCACAGGAGCUCAUGGUCGCCUACAAGUCCCCGGAGUACCUCCACCACGGCCGCGUCACCAAGAAAACCGACGUCUGGUCCCUCGGGAUGCUCAUCCUCGAGAUCCUCACCGGCCGGAUCCCCUCCGCCGUCCUCAAACAAGGGGGUGGCGGCGAGGAGGAGGACCUGGCGGCGUGGGUGAGGGCGGUGCCGGAGGAGAAGUGGGUUUGCGAGGCGGUGGACAAGGAGCUGGCGGAGGAGAUUGACAACCACAAUGAAGCGGAGGUGGUGAAGCUGGUGAGGAUAGGGUUGGGUUGCUGCGAGGCGGAUGUGGAGAGGAGGUUUGAUGUGAAGGAGGCGGUGGAGAGGAUCGAGGAGGUGAAGGUGAACGAUAGGGAUGCGUUUGACGACGAUUUCUAUUCUUCGUAUAGUGAGAGUACCACUGCCGGCGGCGGUGGUGGUGGGGAUCGGAGGCGGCCGUCGAGGGAAUUGUCGGCUGAUUUCAGUGGUAUUUCUUAA